AUGACGGAUUGUCUUGAGCCGGAAGGCUCCCAGAAGUCCAUUCCCGGCUCCAGCCCAAGCCAGCCGGUAACGCCCUUCAUCGGCAUGCAGCACGCAGCAACGCAUCCAUUGCAGCAGCCAUACAUACAGAACAAUGACUCUCGGCAACCCCAAGACUCAGGACGCCAGAGUCAGAGCGCUGCAACAAGUGCCAGCGGGAUGUCAGCGCCCCCGGAUGGGCUUGACAAUGAUGGGGGACGUAAUGGCAAGGUUCCGAGUCCUUCUCUACCCCAAUUUAUGUCGACCACCCCUCCCAAGAUUGGGACUCGUUUUUCCUCCAGGUCCGUAAGGAUCCUUCGCAAUUGGUUUGCGGAUCACGAAAGCCACCCAUAUCCAUCCCCCAAGGACGUCGAGAUUCUUCAGAGUCAGACCGGUCUUUCCGGACAGCAAAUCACUAACUGGUUGGGCAAUUGUCGACGACGCUACAAGUUCAGAGCCUUGCGGCCAGUGUCGCUCGAUAUCCCCAACUGGGUUGAACCCUCAUCCAGCACCCAGGGCGCGAUCAACAUCCCAGCGAGGCGUCCGACACCCGUUCCAAUGGAGGACAUGAACCCCUUGCAGCGCUGGGAGAACUCUCCUCCCCAGCAUGAGGCGGCAACCGUGUCCGACAUCUCCCGGGCCGUCGCGGCAUCGGUUGCAUCACCUUCAGCCUUAGCUCCAGCACCACCGCGCACAUCUGAGUGGUCGGGGAGGUCAGCCGGGACUGCAUCAUCUGUCAGCAGUGCAGGGACGUCUUGCUCCAGUAGGGGCUCUGGAUCACAGCUGUCGGCCUCCUCCCACGCGUCUCAUACUUCUCUGGAGUACCUAAAGCGCAGCACCAACCGCAGGAGGCGUGGCACGACACAUCGACGACAGAGGGGAAACUGGUUGAACCGGUUCCAGGCAUCCGGCCGUUACCAGUGCACAUUUUGCACUGAAUCAUUCAAGACCAAGUACGACUGGGAGCGCCACGAGAAGUCGCUCCAUCUAUCGCUGGAGGCGUGGGUUUGCUCGCCCAAAGGAUCAGUAGAGACGCACCCUGACGAGGGCGUGCUUUGCGUCUACUGUGGUGAAUCCAACCCGGAUCAGGGUCACCUAAAAAAGCACAAUAACGCUUCCUGCUUAGAGCGGCCAUUUGAAGAGAGGACAUUUUACCGGAAGGAUCAUCUUCGACAACAUCUCAAGUUAGUGCACGGCGCCAAGUACAUCAAGUGGCCUAUGGAGACGUGGAGGACCGCGAUUAAGGACAUCCACUCCCGAUGUGGAUUCUGUGGCAUUGAGAUGGAGUCGUGGAGUAGCAGGACUGGUCACUUGGCCUCCCAUUUUAAGGACGGUCGUACUAUGGCAGACUGGACGGGUGACUGGGGGUUCGAGCCUUCGGUCAUUGAGAUGCUCGAUAAUGCCAUACCCCCAUAUCUCAUCCAUUACGAGAAGAACUCUCCUCUGCCCUUCUCGGCUCUAGCUGGUCCCGCAGACACGCCAAGCAGCGCUUACGAACUGAUCAAGUUGGAGUGGGAAUAUUACAUGCGAGACUACCAUAAUACUCACGCCGAGGAUCUAUCCGACGAAAAAAUGCGAUAUGAGGCUUGUCUAAUUAUAUUUGGAGCAGAGGCUAUCUCAGAAGACCAUCCAUGCUCUGCUCCGUCAUGGCUGCGCGACCUUUUGAUGGCGAAUCACGACAUCGCGGAACAGGCACGCAUCCAGCCCAUGAAGCAAGUUACCAAGUCUCGCAUGAGCCCACUAAAGAUCAACGGCAAGAAGGAUAUCUUUGAGGGCUGUGAACUAGAAGGGUCACUCUGCCGGUACAUCGGCACGCACAUCAGCUUGGGACUGCAGCUCUCUGACCAUGACCUCCAGCAGGAAGCGUGCCAUGCCAUCAGUCGUCUCGAAACUCCUUCUCCAAACCCAUCUAAGCGCUUUAUGGAAUUCCUGUUGAGACUCAUCUGGGAUUCUACAGAAUGGCUGGGGCCUUUGAAGGAACGAGGGCGCUUCUACUCAGAGGGGGAAAUCGCCGGUGAAGGUCCUCAUCUGCUAGAUCCUCAGCAGUUUCCAUUUGGAACAUCCAUACCAAUUGAACUACCCAACCUGAUUGCAGGCUUGGAACAGUCUGAGACUCCUCAGCUGCCAACGAGCCUGCUCUGGACCUCGGCCCUGGAAACUGCCCAAGGUUCCAUGCAGCCUUUUGCUGAGCCGUUCCCUAGCCCCUGGGCUCCCGCCAUGAGCGAGUCAACAUUCAAUUCCUCUCAUCUCAACCCAGCCAUCAACUCGAUGACUGUCACCCCAUUCUUCCUCAACGACAACAACAGCUAUCGCCGGCUUACUAGGGAACUGUCCCGCUUUGUAGUUAGUUGCAUGUCGCCCAACAAUCCAAACAGUCAUGUACCGAGUGAUGAGGAACUAAAGUAUCAAGCGCGCUGGAUUCUCUACGACGACGAUGAUCCCUGGAACCAAACACCUGUUGAUAACGUUGAGUGGCUAAACGAGUUCAAAAGGGGCGUCGACAUUGGCAAAUGA
Molecule: messenger RNA, 2532 nt
Organism: Fusarium falciforme
Lineage: Eukaryota; Fungi; Ascomycota; Sordariomycetes; Hypocreales; Nectriaceae
Exons: 4
Coding region: 1-2532 (843 amino acids)
Biological process (GO): regulation of DNA-templated transcription
Molecular function (GO): DNA binding
Source: RefSeq, a predicted model, not a curated record